AUGACAAUGUUUCAUGACAUAUGGCAAACAAUGGUACUAGAAGAAGGAACAAUACAAGAACAAUAUGAUAGCAUUGAAUUGUGUCUAUCCGAACAAACAAAACAAAAUUUUUAUAAACAUCUUCAAGAUACAAAUACAUAUGAACAAUGGCGUACAAAUAUUCAUCGAGAAUUAGAAGAAGAUCUUCAACGACAAGUACAACAAGUACUUGACGAAACAGAAAGACAAGAACGUUUAGCUAAAUUACGUCGACAAUAUCUUCGUCAAAUUUUUAAUUUUAUUUCUCAAACAAUUGACAAGAUCACUAGUAUUUCGAAUUCAUCGUCUUCAUCUUUAUCAAUAAAUAGAGCUGGUAAACAUCCUUCAUCACAAAAAAUCGAAACAAAUGCUCAUCACAAUGAUCCAUGGAGUGAAAUAGAUCGACGUAAUCAACGUGUUCUUCAUCCACUUAAUGCAAAAGAAUCGUAUGGAACACAAAAUCAUCUUCCACCAUUUGAUUAUCAAAGAAAUAAAUUGUCUAGCAAUAGUUUUAAUUUCGAAUCAUAUACUAAUCUUUGUCAUCGUCGACGAAGUUUAUCAAAUCGAAAUGAUGAACAUUUAUUAGAUGAUUCAGUAUUUGAUUUACGAAAUCUUCAUGGCAAACGAGCACCAAUAAUUUCAAUUAAUAAGGAUUCAUCAUUUUUAUAUGGAAAUAGUAUUCUUAAAUCAAAUAAAGCUGAUAUCUUAAAUAAACUUGAUCAACGAACAAUUAACGGUGAGAAUACAACUCCUUAUGUCAAUAAAUAUGGAAUUAUUAUUAGUGAGGAUGGACCAUUCUGGCCACAUGAUUUUCGUAUUCUUCAUCCAACACCAAAAUUACUUAGCCGCGAAUUGACACCUAAAGAAUUUUAUAUUACAGCCACAAAUUCAUUAUUGCCAAGUAAGUUAAAAAAAAUAGUAACAAGAGAAGAAAAGAAGAACAGCAAAGAAAUUGAGAAUGUCUUUAUAAGUAACAAAUAA
Messenger RNA from Rotaria sordida, 999 nucleotides. NCBI's taxonomy places the organism in Eukaryota, Metazoa, Rotifera, Eurotatoria, Philodinida, Philodinidae. The record is from the annotation of a GenBank genome assembly.